Drosophila eugracilis is the source of this 1575-nucleotide messenger RNA. Its product is annotated as arrestin domain-containing protein 3-like. Gene Ontology annotation, cellular component: cytoplasm. Gene Ontology annotation, biological process: protein transport. The transcript has 4 exons. The record is from RefSeq and is a predicted model, not a curated record. The coding region runs from base 74 to 1210 and encodes 378 amino acids. Lineage: Eukaryota; Metazoa; Arthropoda; Insecta; Diptera; Drosophilidae.
UGCUCAAUGUUAUUAUUACAGAAACCGGCACCCAUAAAUCAAAUAUACUUCGUUGCUAUUUAAUAUUUUUAAAAUGCGCUGUUCUUUUGAGUUCGAUCGAUCCGAUCCGGUAUACUAUAGUGGAGAAACAAUUAGUGGGUGUGUUAACCUUACAACAAAGAAGGAAUAUAUAGUCAAUGAGAUUUUUAUAAUUUUCGAGGGCCAGGGAAAGGUCAGGUGGCAAGAUCAAAGGGAAUUGUCCCUAACAGGACAAGAAAUUUUCCGUGGCACGCAGACUUACCUGGAUACCCGAAUCAAUGUGCUCGGUUCGGGAACGCUCCCAGUUGGCACGCACACUUACCCAUUUAGUAUUACCCUGCCAGUGGAUUGCCCCUCAUCGAUAGUGAUGGAGUUUGGCAAGAUCUGGUACGAGAUCAAAGUAUGCAUCGACCAUCAGGAACCUAAGCACAAAGUCUUCAAGAAGCCUCUGACGGUGCUGCAGAUGUACAACCUUAACAUGAGCCCUCAGCUCUUGAUUCCUUUGGUGCACGAGGACUAUAAACACUUUUGCUGCUGGCACUGCAGAUCGGGCCCAGUUCUCUCUACACUCACGAUACCCUUCGGAGGCUAUGCACCCGGCCAGAAUAUCCGCUUCAUCCUGGAAGUUGACAACAAAUCGAGUAGCCGUGAUUUGGUCGGCAUGUAUAUGCAAUUGAAGCAGACCUACAAGCUCCAGGCACAAAAUCCCGAAUAUCUCGCGGUUGAGAAAGGCCACAUCCUGGCACAAAACUACCAGAAGGCAAAGGUUCUUCGACUCUCAAAGAAAACAAUCGAAGGAUCGCUCGCUAUUCCCGCAGUACCACCCACCUCCCUUAAUGAUGGCAUCCUGUCGGUGAGCUACGAAGUGCUUCUGAACAUCGACUUAAACGAUUGCCAAACUGAUCCCGAUUUGUACGUGCCGAUAGUCAUUGGCACCAUUCCCUUGGCUCGGAGCGCAGAACAUUCCACAAGUGCAGCAGAUAUGAUACCCCAAAAACCGGAUACUUCAAGCGAAGACUCAGCUGAUUUGCCGCCCAGCUACGAUAAUUACAGACCCCCGACCUUUGAAGAGGCUUUAAUUAUUGGCAAGCACUUUGUCGACAUUGAUGUGGGCAAGGAAGAUCGCUCGGAUGACUUUAUACCACGUUACCCUAUGUAUACCAAUUUUGGCACGGCCUCAGCACCAACGUGACGUUUAGUUUUUCUAAAAUGCCUUUUCAAUCGAAAAAGAUUUUUAUGAGCUGCCUGUAUUUUUAUAGAGUUAGAACGCCUAUUUAUAGACCUUAACAUCUACCUCAAAUCUUAUACAUUUUGUAGAUAUUUAAAAUAAAUUAAAAAUAGUUACAAUAUUUAUAUUCUUAACGAUAUUUUCCAUUAAAAAACCCCUUCCCUUCGAGGCUAAACGUAAAAAGUACAACGCAAGAAAGAUGGAAAAAACUAAUAUAAAUAUAAUGUUCCACCGUUUAUUCUCUCAUAGCUUAGAACUAAUUAAAUAUGCUGUAACUAAACACAUUAGCUGCCUUAAUAUUAAAAAAAAUCAAUUUAUUAUUAACUUAU